GAAUACUGUUCUUCGUUUCAUAAAGUUUACUUGCGUUUUGCGUUCUGUGAUUCAUUCAAAGAUAGAAGAAUCUGGUACAUACCUACACGUGGCUGUUGAAAGCUCGUGCUUUUUGGGAAUCUGUCGAAAUGUCUACGUCUGAAAACCGUGAAUGGGUAAAAGAUUUCAUAAGGUUGUACCAUUCAGAACCAUGCCUCUGGAAAACUAAAUCGAAAGAAUAUCAAGAUACUAAAAUUAAAGACGAGGCUUACGAGAAGUUGAUAAAAAAAAUUUCCGAAGUAGAACCUGGAGCAAAUAAGGAGAAAGUUCUUCGCAAGAUUGACAAUUUACGUUAUAAUUACACAGUGGAGCUGAAAAAGGUUUGGGCAACUAAGUCCGAAAUGACAGGUAUCGAAACUUAUGAACCCGAGCUAUGGUAUUUUCCAUUGAUGAGGUUCUUGGACAAAGAAGAAAAAGCGAAAGACCCAAUAAGAUGUGAAGACAUAACUUCAGAUGAAGACGACAUGGCUUCACCUUCAAAUGCCUCAUCACAUGAUAGGAGCAAUAUUGGAGAUGAAGACGUUUUAGAACUUGGGCAUGAAGAGGAUUUUCAUGAUUUAUUCGGCAAAAUGGUAGCGAUGAAGAUGAAAAAAAUGAGCGAAGAUCAGAGAUUGUUGGCUAAAAAAAUGGUCGAUGAUAUUUUACACGAUGCUGCUUGCGGUAAGCUGACAGCUCAGCAUUGUUUGUUAGAUGGCGAUGGGGAAAUAAUAAGAGAUUCUCGAUCACUACAGGAAUCUAUGAUCGCCUCAUCAUCAUUUCAUUCUCUGUAUCAGCAGCAGCCGACACCAUCAAGAUGUACUGAUGAUGUAGAAAUGAAAGAAGAGGACUAGACUGAUUUCAUGCGAUGAAAGCGAAACAAAGCAUAUGGGGAAUUUUUCUCGAUGUGAAAUACAUAUACUUAUUUUAUCUUGACUGUAAUGUUCAUUUUUGUUAUCUAUUAAAGAUAUAGAAAAUUA
Messenger RNA from Harmonia axyridis, 995 nucleotides. RefSeq lists its product as uncharacterized. The record is from RefSeq and is a predicted model, not a curated record. The coding region runs from base 129 to 869 and encodes 246 amino acids. Lineage: Eukaryota; Metazoa; Arthropoda; Insecta; Coleoptera; Coccinellidae. The transcript has 2 exons.